Messenger RNA from Penicillium griseofulvum, 2583 nucleotides. Its product is annotated as Aldehyde/histidinol dehydrogenase. Bases 1 to 2583 code for a protein of 860 amino acids. The record is from RefSeq and is a predicted model, not a curated record. Gene Ontology annotation, molecular function: succinate-semialdehyde dehydrogenase (NAD+) activity. The transcript has 4 exons. NCBI's taxonomy places the organism in Eukaryota, Fungi, Ascomycota, Eurotiomycetes, Eurotiales, Aspergillaceae.
AUGACUAUCACGACUGAAUUCCCAAUCUCUUUGCGCGAUCCUACUCUCUUAGAUUCUCGGGGGUUGAUAAACGGCGAGUGGCGCCACGCCAGCAACCAGAAAACAUUUCCUGUCUAUGAACCAGCUACAGGCAGUGUGCUUCACCCAUGUGCCGACUUCGGACGUGAAGAGUUCGUCCAAGCAAUUGAUGCGGCACACAUUGGCUACAAGAGCUUUUAUAGCGGUACAACAGCCAAUGAAAGAGCACAACUUCUUCGAAGAUGGCAUGAUCUUAUAAUUGAGAACGUGGAAGACUUGGCGAUAAUUCUAUCUUUGGAAAAUGGGAAGACGUUUGCCGAAGCCAAAGGAGAAGUAACCUAUGCGGCAACCUUCGUCGCCUGGUUUGCUGAAGAGGCAGUUCGCAACUACGGCGACGUGAUUCCUUCCUCAUAUGCGAAUUCAACCGUUCUCACUUACAAAGAACCUGUUGGAGUGUGUGGAAUCAUUACUCCGUGGAAUUUCCCUGCCGCCAUGAUUACUCGCAAGAUCGCUCCGGCAUUUGCGGCUGGGUGUUCUGUGGUCAUUAAGCCUCCAAGUGAAACACCUUUCAGUGCGAUUGCGCUCGCGAAGCUAGCACUAAAGGCCGGUAUUCCCUCUUCACUCAUCCAUGUUAUCCCCACCAAGGACCGCAAGGCUUCGCUUGAGCUAGCAACCAAUCCGCUUGUGCGCAAGAUCAGCUUCACCGGUUCAACAGCUGUUGGUAAGAUGCUGACAAAACUAGCAUCUGACACGAUGAAGAAAGUCAGUAUGGAGCUUGGAGGAAACGCUCCCUUUGUUGUCUUUGAGGAUGCAGACCUGGACCAGGCAGUUGAUGCGGCGCUGAUCUGCAAAUUCCGUGCAUCAGGUCAAACUUGUGUGUCAUCGUCUAAGUGUGCGAACCGGCUCUAUGUGCAUAAACAAGUCCUUGAGGCUUUUGCCGAGAAACUUACCGCCAAGGUGCAGGCUCUCAAGCUAGGCCGCGGUAUCGACAAUGGAACGACUCAAGGUCCGCUUGUCAACGCUGCAGCUGUGGAAAAGGUGAAGGCCCACGUUGCGGAUGCAUUAGCCAAAGGCGGCCAAUUGUGGACAGGCGGGCAGGCACCUAGCCAUCUCUCUGGCUUCUUCUUCGAGCCAACAAUCAUCACUGGCGCAACACCUAACAUGGCUGUCGCAACUGAUGAGACCUUCGGGCCCCUAGCGGCUAUUUUCCCAUUCGAGAGCGAAGACGAUGUGAUAACACAGGCCAACGCUAGUGAAUAUGGACUGGCUGGAUACUUCUUCAGCCAGAACGUCAGCCGGAUUUUCCGCGUCGCGCGUCAGCUUGAAUGCGGUAUGAUCGGUGUCAAUACUGGUCUGAUCAGCGCAGCAGAAAGUCCUUUUGGUGGUAUCAAGGAAAGCGGCGUAGGGCGAGAGGGCAGUCGUUACGGCCUCAGCGAAUACCAAAACAUCAAGUCGGUUACUAUUGCCCUUUGUCUCUGCCUUCCCAAACCCAUCCUCUUACACAACCUUGUUAAGACAUUUGAUACCUACCUGAUAGUUAUGGCCUCACCAAAGAAGAUCGUCGUGAUUGGUGGUACUGGCAUGUUCGGCGGCUCAGUCGCUCGUUCACUGAAAGACAACCCCGAGUUCGAAGUCGUGUUGACAACGCGCGAUCCUAACUCGCCCAAAGCCUGCAAGCGUCGCGAGGAGGGAUUCUUGUUGGUAAAGGCCGACUCAUGGAAUGCCUCCGAGCUCGAUUUAGUGAUGGCAGGCGCCUAUGGUGUAUUCCUCAACACCGACUCAGACGACCUGAACUUCAAAAACGAGAUCGGGCUACCAGAAUCCGCCAUGGGCAAAAUCGUGAUCGACGCUGCCAUCCGUCAAAGCGUCAAAUACUUUGUUUUCGCAGGACUUCCACAGUCCAACCGCAUCACGAAUGGAGAAGUUUCUAUCCUGUCCUUUGACAACAAGAGCGCCAUUGCCAAUUACGGACGUAAAGCUGGAUUCGAGGCCUUUGUUGAGGUCAAUUGUGGCUGGGCUAUGGAUAUUUUCUUCAUGGAGACAUACGCGAAUGCAUUCGGCGGCUUUGCGUCCAUUCCAGACUCAGAAGGCUUUCUCAGUUUGAAGAUCUUUCCCAUGAGCAAUGACUCGGGGCUGAUUCCAUGGACCUCCGUGAAAGACGAUUACGGCGAUGCUGUACAUGCUGUCUUCUUGGAACCAUCAAAGUACGCGAAUCGCAUUAUCUGGGCCAUAUCUGAGGCAGCCACCUUCCAAGAUGUGGCUAAUGCUUACAACCGAUUGACUGGUACACAAGUGGCGAGAUAUGUACCGCAAACUGAGCCCCUCAAGGCUAGCACCCCAGGCAAGACCAAGGAAGUCAACGGACUGCGUAACUAUUGCCACUACACAAAGGGGAAAUACUGCAACAAUCAGGUCACUAAUGAUCAUUUGCUUGAGGAGAUGAGAGAGCUCAAAACGCUUGCAACAAAGGCGCGAGGAAAAGGACAUGCGUCCACUCGGUCUGUCGAAGGCUUUCUACGUGACAACCUCACUGUCAAAUUGCAACCAUCCUUGUCGAAAAUUUGA